CAUGCGGAGGUGGGACAGCGGCGGCGCCAGUGCGCUGGGCUCGGCGGAUGGGCAGGUGUAGUAGUCAACAUGGCGAUGCUCGGCGCUGCUGGUUCUUACCAUCUCCUCGCCCUCGCCGUCUGGGCACUUUUCAUCGCCAAAGGCACUGCUCAAGAGAUUGAAGUUGAUGCGCAGAACCUGGUGACGGACGAUGUGGUGGUGGUGGAGGGAGAGGUGGCAACCAUCAGCUGUCGGGUGAAGAACAAUGACGACUCUGUCAUACAGCUGCUGAAUCCCAGUCGGCAGACCAUUUAUUUCAGGGAAGUCCGACCUUUGAAAGACAACAGAUUUCAGCUGGUGAACUUCUCGAGCAGUGAACUGCGGGUCUCCCUAUCAAAUGUUUCUUUGGUAGAUGAAGGAAAGUAUGUCUGCCAGCUCUACACCGAUCCUCCCCAGGAAGCCUUUGCUACAAUUACAGUUCUUGUUCCUCCAGAAACUCCGACAAUCGAUGCCGACAAGGACGUGGUGAACGAAGGGGAGGAGGUGGAGUUCACCUGCAGCACCAGCGGCAGUAAGCCCGCCGCCGACAUCAAGUGGCUGAAAGGCGACCAGGAGCUGCAAGAAAGUACAAGUAACUUUGAAGAGGAAGAGAAACUAUUCAAUGUCACAAGUAAACUGGUGCUGAGAGUGAGCCGGCUGGAUGAUGGAUUACCCGUUACCUGCCAAGUGGAACAUCCUGCAGUGAAGGACCUUCAGGCAAUGAAAGAUUUGCAAGCUCAACGGUACUUGGAUGUGCAAUAUAAACCCCUAGUGCAGGUCACGGUGAGCUACCCACAAGGUCCAACAAGGGAAGGUGACACGCUGGAGCUGACCUGCACAGCCAAUGGGAAACCGCAACCCACACUCUCCUGGCAGCGGUUAGACGAGGAAAUGCCUGAACGUGCCAUUAUAUCUGUCGAGAACUUAGUCCUUGAAUCCCUAAAUAAAUCGGACAAUGGAACGUAUCGCUGCAGGGCCUUCAAUGACAUCGGGGAGUCGUACGAUGAUUAUCUCUUGUAUGUCUAUGAUGUACCCACCACCCCACUUCCCUCUACAACCACCAUCACUAGCACAAACAUCCCCACCAUCACUGAAGCCACAUCGCCGACAGCAGAACCAUCAACCCACGACUCGAGAGCAGGCACAGAGGUCCCAGGAUCUGUUGACCAUGCUGUCAUUGGGGGAGUGGUGGCCGUGGUCGUGUUUGCCAUUCUGUGCCUGCUGAUUGUACUUGGACGGUACUUUGCCAGACACAAAGGUACAUACUUCACACACGAAGCUAAAGGAGCUGAUGACGCAGCAGAUGCAGACACGGCAAUUAUCAAUGCAGAGGGCGGACAGAACAACUCCGAUGAAAAGAAAGAGUACUUCAUCUAAAUAAAGUGUAGUCACAUGGAGGUGUCCAACUGUUGACAUCUUGCAGUUGGUUUUUUAGCAUGGUGGACAGGAUUGAGGCGUGUACAAGUGGGGUUAGGGGCUCGGGUGGGGAAAGGUGGAGGUUGAGUUCAGUGAGUUCCACAGUUUGACACCUCUGUAAAUGCCUAGCCAGGCUUGGACUUAGUUUAGUUCUCUCAUUUGCAGAAAACGUCGUGCCUUGUUUUCCCUGCACACACUCCAGCCUUUUGAAUUGCCAUUUGGAAGCUUGGUGAACUUAGAAGCUCACUUUCAUUUCUACACUUAAAGGUCAUUUUGCUCAGUGACUGAGGGGUGAGCAGUGUGGCAGUUCAACUUUCGCAGAGGGACACGGAUCGAGCAUUUUUCUGCAAGUGAGGUUUUGUGUGUGGCGAGAUUGAUGCUAAUUUCAUUCUCUUGUAUAGACUGUGCGAUGUAGGGUACCUCAAACUGUCUGGCUGUGUUCUGGACCAGUGACAGAACAUCAACAGCAAACGUAAUCAGACCUGACCACUGAGGUCUGUGCCUUUUAGCGUGUGGACAGUAUUGAGUUAUCACAGUAGGAGCAAGCUUUGUUCCAGACAACUCUUGUUUUUAAAAGAUCUCAUCAGUCUUUCCCAAUUGGCCUUACUUCUCACUAAUUUGUUUGCCAAAAAUUUGAAAGCUAUCUGCAAUUCAUGAUGACCUGUCAGCAAGGUUUAUUCCCCAGAGCCCCAACAGAGGCAAGGUGUGCACUGCCUGGGGCAAACGAUUCACAAUUUGGGCUCAUAAACACUAGCAUGGUUUUAAAAAGGCAUAUCCCUUUGUUCAUAUCGCAUGGUUUAUAUUUAAGAACCUCUUCAAAACAACCACUGCUUACAUGGACCGUGUGCAUAGAUCUCUUUUUAAACAGCAGUGUUUUUUUUUAUCGAGCCAGUGAUGAAAGUGGUUUGUCCUUGUGCCAUUGUAUAAUGCUAUUCGUAUUCUAUUUAAAGAUUUAAUUAAAAUUGAUCAAACGCUGUACAGGAGGCUGUAGUAUUUAAUGGAAGUUCUGUGUAUAUCCUGCAUUUUACAUUCAUCCAUCCUGUGUCUGCCAUGGUAAAGGGAUAGUGCCUCUUUAAAGAGUGAAAGUUGCCUUAAAAUAUUACCAUCUUGUGUUUGGCAUAAACAUUUUCUUUCCCAAACAUUUAUUUUGCAGUGGAAGCCAGAUUCUGUCAAGGCAUCGUGUUAUUGCUUUUGUAAAACAAAGUGUUUGCCUCCUGGAACUGACGUUUUACAGUUUUAGCUUUGAGGUAAAACUUUCAGGCUGCCAGUGAAGCCUUUUGAGAUAAAUUGUAGGUGAAGAUUAUGGAGCAUUAACUUCCGAUGCAGUGCAAAAUCUAUUCUCCUGAUCUCCAUCCAGUACACAGCCCAAUUCUGAUGUGACAUAGCUUUACCUGAAGAGUGUUCAUUUUAGGUUAUUUUUCUUUUGGUUUGAGAUUUAAUGUUACAAUGCGCGAUACACUAUCAUAUCUUUAGGAGUAGACUGGGGAGAGUGAGUUAGCCUCGGUGUUUCUACAGGAGCUUGUGCAUUCAUUGGAAGGAGGUUUUGCAAUGGACUUGCGAAGGUAGGAAGGGUUGGGUAAAGUGGGCAGUGUUGCAAUUUUAGGCAAUACUUGCUGAAGCUCCUCAAUAAGUUCCAAGGAAACUAAACAGAAGUUGAGCUGCUUGAGUAUUACAAAGAUUAUACUUGAUAACAAAUGCUCAGUGCUCCGUGUGAGAGCGAGGUCACCACAGUAGUGAGUUCCGAGGAAACUAAACAGAAGUUGAGCUGCUUGAGUAUUACAAAGAUUAUACUUGAUAACAAAUGCUCAGUGCUCCGUGUGAGAGCGAGGUCACCACAGUAGUGAAGGGAAUGUGAUAACGUACUCAAAAAGUGAUUUAAUGUGUCUUGUCGCUGUUUUAAAUCUAGUUUCUCAGUAAUUUGGAGUAAUUUGCACCCCUCUUCCUCUCAGCUUUAGUUUGGAUUGUACUACAGUGUAGCAGUGUUACUGAGGUAGGUCUUAUUAUUUUCUCAAAAGAAAGUUAAACAGAUUCGUCAUGUCUCAGGAAGAUGUGUUCUGAUUGGCUCUUUGCAUCUUGUGUUGAAUGCAAAGAAUAUGCCCCCACACAUUAAAAUUAAACGUGGCAAAUUCAGAGUUUUAGUUGUAUAUGUUUUUUUUGUGUGAACCCUUUUUUCUCUCAAAUGCAGUGCACUGUUUUAAUUGUAAUAUGUAUUACUUUGUAUAGAGUUAGUUCGAAUAAUUGGGUCUUGUCAUGUGCGAAACAAGUAUUGUGCAAAAUUGGUUUUAAAAAUGGAAACAAAGUUGAAGAUUAUUGCUGUGUUAUAUGCACAUUAGGUCUGAUCUUUAGGCACUAAAGCUGUUUGCUUAGGUCAUUUCUUACUUCUAGUGUACAUGGGCAAUUUUGUGUAUUGAUAGAACCUCUCAUGUUCCCACGCAUUUUUUUUGUAUCAUUUCAUGUAUGCCAUUUUUACAGGAAAAAAUAUAAAAACUACUGAAGCGUUAUUGACUUCUUAAUAAAAAAAAGUUAAAUGUUCCAAAUUUCUGA
Molecule: messenger RNA, 3978 nt
Organism: Pristis pectinata (smalltooth sawfish)
Lineage: Eukaryota; Metazoa; Chordata; Chondrichthyes; Rhinopristiformes; Pristidae
Product: cell adhesion molecule 1-like
Exons: 12
Coding region: 70-1395 (441 amino acids)
Biological process (GO): susceptibility to natural killer cell mediated cytotoxicity; cell recognition; detection of stimulus
Cellular component (GO): neuron projection; synapse; plasma membrane
Molecular function (GO): signaling receptor binding
Source: RefSeq, a predicted model, not a curated record